UCUCCCCUCCAGUUCCAGGAGUUCCAGGAUAACAGCCAGUGGUUGCAGAUUGACCUGAAGGAGGUGAUGGUGGUGUCUGGUAUCCUGACCCAGGGGCGCUGUGACGCUGACGAAUGGAUCACCAAGUACAGCGUCCAGUACCGCACCGACCAGAAUCUCAACUGGAUCUACUACAAGGACCAGACGGGGAACAACAGGGUGUUCUACGGGAACUCAGACCGCUCCUCCUCGGUUCAGAACCUCCUGCGUCCUCCCAUGGUAACUCGCUACAUCCGUUUGCUCCCUCUGGGCUGGCACACACGUAUCGCCAUCCGCAUGGAGCUGCUGCUCUGCAUGAGCAAGUGUACCUGAUUCUGUCUGUCCUGACGACCAGGGUCACACUCAGCAGGGUACAACACCGUGGAACGUUCAGACAGAAAAUGUAAUGAAUAGAACUGACAUGAUUCUACAUGACAGAAAGUCAUAUUGGUUCUACACAAUAUAUUUCUAUGUGACGGUCCUGUAAUGAUACACCAUCCUGAACAGGCCCAAGGAGAGCCCUGGUCGUUCCCUGGUCGUUCCCCU
Molecule: messenger RNA, 564 nt
Organism: Oncorhynchus tshawytscha (Chinook salmon)
Lineage: Eukaryota; Metazoa; Chordata; Actinopteri; Salmoniformes; Salmonidae
Gene: rs1a
Product: retinoschisin 1a
Exons: 2
Source: RefSeq, a predicted model, not a curated record